AUGGAGAGCCCGGCGCAGCCCCCGCCGCCUCCGGGCCCGCUAAAGAGCGGCGGCGGGGGCGCCACCGAGCGGCUCCUCCCGGGAGAGGCGGCGGCCGGCGACGGCUGCCGGGACGGGCCCGGUGAGGAGGGCGGUGGGCGACGCAGCCCGUCCCCUCCGCCGGCCCCCGCGGGCCCUCGGGACGCGUCUCCCCUGCGGGGCGCCGAGAGCGCGGGGCCGACGCUCCCGGAGAGCCCUGGGGCGGCGGCGGGGGCCGGCUCCGGGAGUAGCGGGGCUGCCAGCCCCCCGGGGGAGGAGUCCCGCAGCCUGGACUCGCUGGAGUCGUUCUCCAACCUGCACUCCUGCUGCCCCAGCGGCUCCGAACUCAACAGCGACGCCGAGGAGGCGGUGGAGGCCGCCCCGGGGGGCCCGGCCCCGCGGCAUGAUGCGGAGAGGCCCGCCGCGGGCGCGCAGCUCCUCGCCGCCUCCAAGGAGCGCUUCCCGGGGCAGUCGGUGUACCACAUCAAGUGGGUGCGCUGGAAGGAGGAGAACACUCCCGUCAUCACCCAGAACGAGAACGGCCCUUGCCCCUUGCUGGCCAUCAUGAACGUGCUGCUGCUGGCCUGGAAGGUUAAAUUGCCACCAAUGAUGGAAAUCAUAACGGCUGAACAGCUGAUGGAGUAUUUAGGAGAUUAUAUUCUUGAUGCAAAACCCAAAGAGAUAUCUGAAAUUCAGCGUCUAAAUUAUGAGCAGAAUAUGAGCGAUGCAAUGGCAAUUCUGCAUAAGUUACAGACAGGUCUGGAUGUCAAUGUGAAGUUUACAGGUGUUCGAGUGUUUGAAUACACACCGGAAUGCAUAGUGUUUGACCUUCUUGACAUCCCUUUGUACCACGGAUGGUUAGUGGAUCCCCAGGUUGCUGACAUAGUAAAAGCAGUUGGUAACUGCAGUUACAAUCAGCUCGUGGAGAAGAUAAUUUCUUGUAAGCAGUCUGACAACAGUGAACUGGUUAGUGAAGGAUUUGUAGCUGAGCAAUUCCUAAAUAAUACGGCUACGCAGUUGACGUACCAUGGGCUGUGCGAGUUGACUUCAGCUGUCCAGGAAGGAGAGCUCUGCGUGUUCUUCAGGAACAACCAUUUUAGCACCAUGACCAAAUAUAAGGGUCAACUUUACCUGCUGGUAACAGACCAAGGUUUUCUUACAGAAGAGAAAGUUGUCUGGGAAAGCUUGCACAAUGUGGAUGGUGAUGGAAAUUUCUGUGACUCCGAGUUCCACCUACGGCCUCCUUCAGACCCUGAAACUGUCUACAGAGGGCAGCAGGAUCAAAUAGAUCAAGAUUAUCUGAUGGCUUUGUCUCUACAACAAGAGCAGCAAAAUCAAGAGAUUAACUGGGAACAGAUACCAGAAGGAAUCAGCGAUCUAGAGCUAGCAAAGAAGCUCCAAGAAGAGGAGGAUAGGCGAGCUUCUCAGUACUAUCAGGAACAAGAGCAAGCAGCUGCUCAGGUCCAGCAGGUGCAAGGUGCUCCUUCUCCAGCAAGUGGAAGGCAAUCUGGGAGCAAUGAACGCAAACGUAAGGAGCCUCGAGAGAAAGAGAGAGAAAAAGAGAAGAAUAGCUGUGUUCUCUUGUAACAGUAAAUGGAUGACAGCAUGGAGCCAAGUGCAUGUCCUCAGAAGCAAAAACAAGGAGUACAAAGGAAGACAAACCCGUUACAUGCCGCCUGUGCCUGAUUACCCCACAGAUUUUGUUCACGUUUCAGGAGAAGAUGGGUGACUUUGUUACAAUCAUAUAGACUUUCUUCAAAGUCAUAGUGUAUGCUGCUUGAGAUGGAAUUCCAAAUCACAGUUGGAUGUGGCUGUGCUUUGAGUUAGUCUUAAGAAAUACUGCACCUUGUAGCUGAAAACACAAAUUAUGGCAAGUUUUGUGUCAUAGUGACAUCCAUUACGUAUUACAUCAGUAAGCUAUUUUAUCUUCCACUCUAAACAAAGAAGGUAACUGGUUUUGUUUAAGACUCUUUUCUUAAAGUAUGUACACUAGCACAACAGAAUCUUGUGUUACUUUCAUGGUAUGAAACUAUAUCUUAGGCUGGGUAUAGUCUUCACAACAUCAGCGCCCAAAUAACAGAUGGGUGUUGCCUCCUCAAUGUGUCCAGAUAUCUUUGCUUCUGGAUCUAGUAUGUUUGGUUUUUUGAACCCAGAUUUAUACUGUGUUAGUGCUGUUGUUGCAUCUCUUUGCCAGCUUUCUUGCCCCAAGAAUACUUGACUUGAUCACAUACAAAAAUUGUUAUUAAAAAAUGGGGCAUUUAUUAAUGAGCAAGAUGAAUAUUGUUUGUUUUUCUUGCAAUUACAAACUGGGUUAUGACAACUCAGAUGUUAUCAGGGUUAAACAAGUAAUUUUAUAGGUCAUUUCUUUUCCUUUAAGUAUUUUUUUCCUCUUGUAGGUAAACUGGACCAGAUAGGAACUUAUUUAUUGACCUCUCCAUAUGAUAGGUAAAUAGCGAGAGGGCACGAAGGUCCAUAAUAAUCCUUAUUCUGUCUAAGAAUGCAGAGUUAAAAUAACUAUCUAUCUGCCUUUUUUUCCAGAAGUACCUUGAACUUUAACAUGGCGUUAACACGUUCACUUGUACAGUUGAGCAAGUGUAAUGUAAUUAAAUACAUACUUUGUUUUCUAAAUCAUAUAUCCUUACAAAGCACACUUAAGAAGGGUGAGAGAAAAGCUAAGCUAAUCUCUUGAGAUAGUUUGGGAAGGCGGCCAGGUGUAAUAUUUUGUUUUAAAUAGCUAAUUUAGGAUUUUUGGAAACCAGGUUUUUCUAAUUUAUGGGAACCAAACAAAGAUGUUGCAUCUUCUGGUAUCUAUAGAAUACAGGAAUGGGAUGCUCACUGAAUUUUGAGGGGACCACAACUCCUCUUCCUCUUAUGUUAAGUCAGUAACAGUUAUUUUCUUGAUGAACCUUUUUGAUAAAAUUUGUAUUUCACAAUUUGUAGAUACUUUUGAAAACAGCUGCUUCUCCUGGACAAGCCAAUUGCUUGCACGAGUCUGGGACAGCUGAAGUAGCUGGGUGGGAUAUGACAUUCCUGCAGUCAGGGCUUUGGAUAAUGUCUGUAAGAGAGAGGCUGUCUAAACACAAGUUGACAACAAAAGCUGCUUUAAAACUAUUUCAAGCAGAACUGCUGAGAUGAUCCUAGAAUGAAAAUUAGAUGUGUAAAGGAAGAAUGUCUUAUUAAAUGAAGAGCCAGUUUUUACCA
Molecule: messenger RNA, 3219 nt
Organism: Centrocercus urophasianus (Greater sage-grouse)
Lineage: Eukaryota; Metazoa; Chordata; Aves; Galliformes; Phasianidae
Gene: MINDY2
Product: MINDY lysine 48 deubiquitinase 2
Exons: 9
Coding region: 1-1605 (534 amino acids)
Biological process (GO): protein K48-linked deubiquitination
Cellular component (GO): cell periphery; cytosol
Molecular function (GO): cysteine-type deubiquitinase activity; K48-linked deubiquitinase activity; cysteine-type carboxypeptidase activity
Source: RefSeq, a predicted model, not a curated record